Molecule: messenger RNA, 1818 nt
Organism: Octodon degus (degu)
Lineage: Eukaryota; Metazoa; Chordata; Mammalia; Rodentia; Octodontidae
Gene: Pnma1
Product: PNMA family member 1
Exons: 1
Coding region: 295-1275 (326 amino acids)
Source: RefSeq, a predicted model, not a curated record
CGGGACGCGGCCACCUCGGGCCACUCCCGCCAGUCCCCGUUGCCCCCUCCGCCACGCCCAGGCAGCCGACCCCGACCCGGGACCCGGGGCGCAAGAUGGCGACAGCCGCGUGACCCAGCCGGUGAGCGCCCCCAAACCCGGCUGCGCCGAUGACUUUGGGGGUGGAGACGCGGCGAGGGCUGAACUCUGACGUCUCGGUCCCUGUGCCGCUCUCGGGCCAACCUGCGAGGUUGAGCGUUGUGCCGGAGCGUCGCGAGCCACGGCAGUGAUUCUGCUGGAAGACGGUGCCGCGGCAUGGACGUGAACCCCCAGAGAGCUCUGUUGGUCUGGGGGAUACCAGUGAACCGUGCCGAGGCUGAAAUUGAAGAGACCAUUCAGGCCGGGAUGCCCCACGUGCCCCAUCGGGCUCUUGGAAGAAUGUUCUGGAGGGAGGAGAAUGCGAAAGCAGCCCUGAUAGAGCUCACUGGCGCUGUCGAUUAUGCCUUGAUCCCUAGGGAGAUGCCAGGCAAAGGCGGGGUCUGGAAGGUGGCCUUUAAGCCCCCCACUUCCGAUGCUGAGUUCUUGGAGCGGCUGCAUCUCUUCAUCGCUAGAGAGGGCUGGACCGUGCAAGAUGUUGCCCGUGUUCUGGGGUUGCAGAACCCUGCUCCGGCCCCAGGCCCAGAAUUGCCAGCAGAGAUGCUCAGCUACGUUUUGGAUACUGUUCUCCAGCCUCUCCUUGAGUCUGUCUGGUACAAGAAGCUGACACUGUUCUCGGGAAGGGACAUCCCGGGGCUGGGAGAGGAGACCUUUGAACCCUGGAUGGAGCACACCAGCGAGGUUGUGCGGGACUGGCAGGUGCCCGACGCGGAGAAGAGGCGCCGGCUGAUGGAGAGCCUGAGGGGCCCCGCCGCGGACGUCAUUCGCAUCCUGAAGACCCGCAACCCAGCCAUCAGCACCGCUGAGUGCCUCAAGGCCCUUGAGCAGGUGUUUGGGAGUAUGGAGAGCUCCAGGGACGCGCAGGUCAGGUUUCUGAACACUUACCAGAACCCAGGAGAAAAGUUGUCUGCUUAUGUCAUCCGCCUGGAGCCGCUGCUGCAGAGAGUGGUGGAGAAAGGGGGCAUUGAUAAAGACAAGGUGAACCAGGCCCGCCUAGAGCAGGUCGUUGCAGGGGCCACCCACAGCGUAGCCCUCCGCAGGCAGUUGUGGCUGGCGGGGGCUGCAGAAGGGCCGGCCCCUAACCUCUUCCAGUUGUUGGUGCGAAUCCGGGAGGAGGAGGCCAAGGAGGUGGAGGAGUAGGCCGAGGCCUGGCUCUUACAGUUAGGCGUGGAAGGGCCUUUCUGAGGCCCAGCAGAAGGGACUUCAGUUCCGACUUGGAUCACGUAGCUGCUUUCCUUGUCCCUGUGGGUCUUGAAGGAGUGCCCCUGAGCAGGAAAGACUCCUUUGUUCCUUUUUUAGUUUGGUUUGUUUUGGGGGGCUGGGGUAUCAGGUCGGCAUAGUUAUUAGCUUUUGGAAAAUUGUACAAACAAGCAGCAGGAGCUGGCGCAAUACAAAUGGAGCAGGAAGGUAGAAAUGCCACAGAAAGGUUUGGACACUGUGUUGGGUGCUAGCCGCUGUCGUGGUGUCAUCAUCAGUGGCAAAAAAAUGUGACUCGGAUGAGUCCCAUCCUGAUCAUUCAGUGUGAAGCUGCAUGUCCAGAUGGUCAGUGCACGCCUGACUUACAGGAAGUGUUCGAUAAAAAUGUGAACUAGUUGUAUUUGUUACUAAUGAUGUGAAUAGUUUGUGUUAUUGUAAAUUGCUCUGGUUUAUAUUACUGGAAAGAAAUAUGGAAUUACUAAAUAA